Molecule: messenger RNA, 3660 nt
Organism: Morone saxatilis (striped sea-bass)
Lineage: Eukaryota; Metazoa; Chordata; Actinopteri; Moronidae
Gene: atad1a
Product: ATPase family AAA domain containing 1a
Exons: 10
Coding region: 134-1279 (381 amino acids)
Cellular component (GO): mitochondrial outer membrane
Molecular function (GO): ATP hydrolysis activity; ATP binding
Source: RefSeq, a predicted model, not a curated record
GCCCGGAACUAAGUUGUUUGUUCCUACCCGAGUCACAAAGCGUGGUGCACCUUCAAUGCUAGUUGUUUUGGAAUUUUCGUGACAUUUCUGUUGGUUCCCGUUUCUGUCAACGGAUUGAUGCUGGCGAGCAAAGAUGCUGCUGAAAGAUCUCCCCAGAGAGGCCCUGAUGCGGCCCUUGUCCAGGAAUGAAGUGGUGGGCAUGUUUCUGAGGUUGACCAUCUUUGGUGCAGCGACCUACUACAGCAUCAAAUGGGUGUUAGAAGCGAUGGACCCUACCUCCAAACAGAAAAACCAAGCCAAGAAAAGGGCAGAGCAGCUGAUGAAGAGGAUUGGUGUUGAGGGGGUCAAGCUCACAGAGUACGAGAUGAACAUUGCAUCCCAGCUAGUUGAUCCGCAAACUAUGAAGGUGUCCUGGAGAGAUAUAGCCGGUCUGGAUGAAGUUAUAAAUGAGCUGCAAGACACGGUCAUCCUGCCCUUUCAGAAAAGACACCUUUUAACUGCAUCCAAACUCUUUCAGCCUCCCAAAGGUGUUUUAUUGUUUGGUCCUCCGGGAUGUGGGAAGACAAUGAUCGCUAAGGCAACAGCCAAAGCCUCGGGCUGCAAGUUUAUCAACCUUCAGGCCUCCACGCUGACAGACAUGUGGUACGGUGAAUCACAGAAGCUAACUGCUGCCGUCUUCUCAUUGGCUGUCAAACUCCAACCCUGCAUCGUCUUCAUCGAUGAGAUUGAGUCAUUUCUGAGGAACCGCUCCAGUCUGGACCAUGAGGCCACAGCCAUGAUGAAGGCCCAGUUCAUGAGCCUGUGGGACGGCCUGGAUACUUCCUCAACCACGCAGGUGAUGGUGAUGGGAGCAACUAACAGGCCGCAGGAUGUGGAUCCAGCCAUUCUGCGCAGGAUGCCCACCACUUUUCAUGUUGGCCUGCCAAACACAAGACAAAGACAGGACAUCUUGAGGCUGAUUUUAGCUGGAGAAAACCUGAGCAAUGCCAUUAAUCUGAAGGAGAUCGCUGAGAAGACAGAGGGUUACUCUGGCAGUGACCUCCGGGAGCUUUGCCGCGAUGCUGCCAUGUACCGAGUCCGGGACUACGUCCGCAAGGAGCAGAUGAGGCAGAUCGCUCAGCAGCUACAGGACUGCCAGGAGGAGGAAAAACCUGUGGACGAGGAGCGGUUGCGGCCGGUCACCCAGCUGGACCUCCUCUUCGGCCUGGACAAGAUGAAGGAAUCUAAGCAGGCCACAGCCUUCAUGUUACCCACUGUGGCGGAGGUUCCCCUGGACUAACCCCCAACACAGCACCACCGAAGGGAAAUGUUUUCUUCUCGCCAUGCAGUGUUUGCAGCGUGUUCCAACUCCCCAAGCAGAGGCUCCUCCUUCAUGUCAGAGGUGCAGUUGGGAAAAGCCAACAAGCAGUUUGACUUUGUAUUUGUCCAGGCAAGAGUUGUUCCUGAGCAUGCUUAUUUUCAGCACAACCCUGCUACAUGUGUACAGUUAUAAUACAUUCAGAAAUCUAAUAUCUCCUGCAAGCCACUGACCGGCUCUAGUGGAGAGAUUUAGAGUUCAUGUCUUGCUCAAGGGUGACUUAAAAGUUAGUUAGCAAGAGGAGAAAGCAUUUUUUCAUAACCUGUAGGGAUCUGUCUGUUAGGUUAGUGCUAGUAAUACUACAAACUACUCUACUACACCACUAUAAGAUCCAUAUACCGUCCCUCCACGGACAUACACAUAAUUGAGACCAGCAGGGAUGAAGCAGGAUGAUGACUCAUGAUUCAUGAGUCAUUCAAAGUCUGGACUCCAUCCAGUAAUCCUUAAAUCAAAUAUAUUUCUUUUUUGGGCAAACACAUGUUUGAAUAACAAAGACUUUAAAGUGGUAUCAGCUGAGAUCAGCUGAUCCAGUGCUCCCAACUCACAUUACACUAUAUUCUCUGUAAAUGUUAUGUGAUAGCAAAUUACUUAUUCAUUUAUUUCAUUAAUAUCACUUUUUUAAAUAACAAGGGAAAGAAAUUUCUUUUAAAUAUUCGGGAAUAUCAGUAUUCAGGCAAAGUAUUUAUUGUAUGCCUUUUUAAAUGUCGGUUUUAAGUUGAAUUAUUCAGAAACAACCUCCAUCUCUUACCCCUAACCUGCUUAGAUCAAAGUCUUUUCAAAAAGCUGACAAGAACAUUGGAUGUCACCACUAUUUUCUUUCCAUGAUUAUUCACAUAGUUGAUCAACAACAUGUGUUUGUUUGAUUGCAUAUCUGCUUUAUGCAUUUAGCCAGCGUGGGGUUGUAACAGAAAACUGUAGUAAUGUGAUACUCAGCGAGUUACUGCUCCCAAGGAGUACAAAUGUAUGUAUAUAUAAAUAUUUCUUUUGAAAUUACAGCAACAUGUAACAGGUAAAUGUAUGUUUGUAGUCAUGAAGUGAGCACUGCUGUAGCUGCACAAUAUGUAUGUGACAAUGAUGAGGAAGAGAAGAGCAAACUGAUUCACACCUGUCAUUCCACUGGAAAAAAAUUUGAGACCCGAUGUCAAAGGUUCAAACUUCCUCACUUCUAAGGACUUCAGAUUAUUUCAAUUACUGAUAAAAACCACGGUGUAAGCUUUAAAUGGGAUGUUCCUAAAGCAAGGCACCCUUUUCCAGAGCUGUCAGAUAACAGGACAACCACUUAAGUGUCAAGUAGAGAUGGGAUCAUUAUUUAAGCCCUGUAAUAGGAACUACAGCUUUAAUGGUCACAGCCAGGGGCAGCCAUAAAAGACACUCUUAUAACCCAUUAUCUCAAUAAUCAUUAUCCUUCUGCUCAAUGGCCGUAAAACUGUACUUACCUGUUGUAUCACUGGUGUAUCAUAGGAAUUGUGCUGUGUGCAUGUCUGUAAAUAUGGAAGCACAACGCUGGGUUUGAGUUGAGGCCGUUUUUAUUCUGAUCUUUUCAUGCCAUUUUCUGAGCAUCGAUCAACGACUGGCAGCAGCGUCUGUCGCUGCAACACACAUCGUUUCUGUGUCAGUUCACUUUUAUUCUCACGUUAAGGAGAGCGUGGCUUUAAAAUUGUAACCCUUUCAAUCAGCUGUCAGUCUGAAGUUGUUGCGAAAUGCUUUUCUGCCUCCCCUCUGUAUGAAAAGCCUCAUUAUUUGCCACAUGGUCUCAGCAUGUGUUCAUGGAUCUGUUCGUGGGUCUCGUACAGACCUUUCUCCCACGCAGUAUGAGCAACGCAGGGCAUAUCUUUCAUUGAACCAUGACCACGUGGUGGCACUGUAGCUUCUUACUGAGGCGGGCUGGGAUAUGGACUGCUCACAUGUAGAGCAGUUUUAUGGCAUUAUGGUGAGACAAUGAAAUAGAGAACCCUGCUAACUGGAUUGUUCCUGCCCUAUUGGUUUUUUCAUUGUUGCUCUUAGUUAGAGUACCUCAGGUGACAGUUAAAGGUCAAAAUGUUGCCAUGUAAACCAAUAAUUGUGGCACUGCAGCUCACAGGUCUUAGUAUCCUUUCUGGGAAAAAGGUAACGACUGUGUAAAUGUAACAGGACUCAUUCAUCUGUAAUGUGGCAAGAGACUUAUUCUAUGGAUACAGAGUGUCCAUAUACAGUUACUGUUAAUGAUACCUUCAACUACGUGUAUGUGCUGAAUAUAUGUUAACUGUACUGUAAGGUGUAUUUAUUAAACGCCACUGAAGAAAAUAUUUAUCUUUUUUCAACCA